This is a messenger RNA of Oncorhynchus gorbuscha (pink salmon), 870 nucleotides long. RefSeq names its product transmembrane protease serine 3-like. The transcript is spliced from 5 exons. The record is from RefSeq and is a predicted model, not a curated record. Bases 51 to 791 code for a protein of 246 amino acids. Gene Ontology annotation, biological process: proteolysis. NCBI's taxonomy places the organism in Eukaryota, Metazoa, Chordata, Actinopteri, Salmoniformes, Salmonidae. Gene Ontology annotation, molecular function: serine-type endopeptidase activity.
UUGUCUCCUCCUCAGUCAAGUUCCUGUGUUUCCCACCCAACCUGACAGACAUGUUGCAGCCAUGUGGCGUUAAAGGGAACUGCAGUGUCCCAAUGCCAGUCCUGCUGCCCAAGCAACCCAUCAACCAGACAGGUAACGCCAGUGCAGGUUGCCUAGGUCCAUUUGGUGCUGGUCGGAAAGCUUGGAGGAUUGUCGGGGGGAUGUUAGCAGAAGACAAGUGGGGCUGGCAGAGCAGUUUACACUGGAGAGGGAAACAUGUGUGUGGGGGAGCCAUCGUCACCCCACGUUGGAUCAUUACUGCAGCCCACUGCUUCAUCCAGUACAACAUGUUGCAGGAGUCAGAGUGGCAGGUGGUUGUGGACACGCUCAGUUUGACGGACACAUCAGUGGGCCAACGCUACAGAGCACUGCAGAUCCUCUAUCACCCCAGCUUCUCCGUAAACAACAACGACUAUGACCUGGGGCUACUGCGCACCGUGGCUGACAUAGACAUGGGAGGUGGGGUUCGACCAGUGUGUAUGCCCAGUCCUAGAGAGUCCUUCCUUCCUGGUGCCCCCUGUUGGGUCACUGGCUGGGGCUUCACUAAAGAAGGGGGCUCUGUAUCGUCUGAGCUGCGACAGGCUCAGGUGCAAGUGAUAGCCCAGUCCAUGUGUUCCCGCCCGAAUGUCUACGGCUCCUACCUCACUCCCAGGAUGCUUUGUGCUGGCACCAUGGAGGGAGGGGUGGACUCAUGCCAGGUACGCACACACACGCACACCAAGAACUGCAAAACAAAAUACUCAAAAUACUGAGGAAUCUGUUUAUUCCAUGAGAAUGAAAGGCCUCUCUGUUACUCCAGAUGUCAAUGGCUAUACUCAGCUGGCCUAUGCU